AUGGGGAAGGCUGCAAAGACUUUAUUCAGACGAAUUCGCCCAAAGGAAGGCGCGACUUACGAUGCCGCUGGGUACCAGUAUGACUUCAUACAAAACAACCGACAAAACAACAGAAACGCACGCAGAAUAACAGAAAGGAAAAGCGACGGUCAAACAGCGGUGUGGGGCAGCGCAAACUGGAGUGUCCCCGACUUGUUCUUCCUUUUGCUGAAUCCGUGGCUGACAGUGGCGGGCGGCAAGGUUCUCCGCGUCUUGUUGUGGCAGGCGCGGGAUCGCUGGGUCCCUCCUGCCUCCCCCCUCCACGCAACAUGUCUUGCCCGCACGCUUUUCCCCAUUGUUGACAUCCUGCCGAAGAAUACACACUAA
Messenger RNA from Sporothrix schenckii 1099-18, 366 nucleotides. RefSeq lists its product as uncharacterized. The record is from RefSeq and is a predicted model, not a curated record. The coding region runs from base 1 to 366 and encodes 121 amino acids. The transcript has a single exon. Lineage: Eukaryota; Fungi; Ascomycota; Sordariomycetes; Ophiostomatales; Ophiostomataceae.